AAUACUUUUCAUUACAUGGCUUCCUCUACUUACUUAAACUUAUGCUGCUGCUGCUCUUCAUCUUCUUCUGUUUCAUUUAUUUCCAAAAUACCCACUUCAACUCACUAUUUUCAUUACCCUUUUCAAUCUUCUUUCGGCUAUACUAAUAAUAAUAAUAACAAUAAUAAAGUUUCAUUAUCUGACUUGAAAACUUAUGCAAAGUUUGAUAAGUUCGAUAGCCAAUCUUUAAAUGAUACUACUGCUACUACUAAUUUAGAACAGAAUUCUUCAGGUGCAUUUCAACAAACACUUUCACCACAAGAUUAUGAAGAAGAAGAAGAAGAUGACAGUUGUCUGCCUUCAGAUUUGGAGGGUGCAGUCCGACAAUCAAGUGAAGCAAGUGCCGCAUUUGUUUCCUCAGGGGGGAUGAGAGCCAUCGUAGAGCUCUUAAUUCCGCAGUUGCAGUUUCUUGAUGAUGAAGGUGCCCAGGCUGAACUGUGGGAACUAUCAAGAGUUUUUGUGGAUACACUCAUUGAAGAGACAGGAUGUGAGAGAGUCAAAGCAAUUUUUCCUGACGCUGGUGCUGCUGCACUUCUGAAAUAUAGGUGGAAUGACGCUGCUUUUGGUUUCGCAAGCUUAAGUGACCGAAAACCUGUGGAGAAAGAAGAUGAGAUUGUUGUAAUGGUACUACCAGAUUAUCAAAUGCUGGAAUAUGUAGAGCGAAUUGCCUCUACUCUAGCAGAUGAUCCUCCACGACCUCUCAUUAUGUGGAACCCACGUCUUAUUAGUGAGGAAGUUGGAAUUGGAUUUAACGUUCGGAAGUUGAGACGAUAUUUCUUGAGAUCUUUCACAACGGUUUACUCGAUGAAACCUUUACCCACAGGAGCUGUAUUUAGAUGCUAUCCCGGAUUAUGGAAGGUGUUCUUUGAUGACAAGGAUAGACCAAACCGUUACAUACUAGGCAAGGAAAUGAUAAGCCGCCCCGAUUCAGAAGACAUUGAGAUGAUAUUUGGUCAAGGUGAAGAUAAUUCGGAGGAGGGUCCAUCAUUGAUUAAUGAAGCAGUAGGAAUUUUCAAAUCACUCAACAGAUUCAUGAAAUUUAUUUCCAAGUGAACCAAUCCAUCAAUUUCUUGAAUACAUUGCUUACAAAUAUGUUCUACAAACGAAAAUCGGCUGCUGUUUAUGACAAGUUCUCAGGAAACCACAUGCCAUGGUCGAGUAUAUUUGAUUCACCAUUAUGUGCAAUAUAUUGUCACAAAUGUAAUUAUUUGAUCGACUAUUAUGUGCUAAUGUUAUAAGAUGCAACUAGAAAUAACGACGUAUUGGUUACAUGUUGACAUCA
Erigeron canadensis is the source of this 1321-nucleotide messenger RNA. RefSeq lists its product as uncharacterized. NCBI's taxonomy places the organism in Eukaryota, Viridiplantae, Streptophyta, Magnoliopsida, Asterales, Asteraceae. The record is from RefSeq and is a predicted model, not a curated record. Bases 16 to 1092 code for a protein of 358 amino acids. The transcript is spliced from 9 exons.